Messenger RNA from Aureobasidium vineae, 843 nucleotides. Lineage: Eukaryota; Fungi; Ascomycota; Dothideomycetes; Dothideales; Saccotheciaceae. The record is from the annotation of a GenBank genome assembly.
AUGCCAGCAGGGGCAUGGGACAGCCAUAUGCAUGUGACCUCUCCGGAAUACCCUCUAGCAAAGUCCGCUGCAUACAAGCCGUCUCUACAUAGUCUAGACCACGCUAUGACCUUCGAGAAGACGAUUGGUAUAAGCAAAAUCGUACUCGUCCAACCGUCUAUCUACGGCAAUGACAACUCCUGCCUCCUAGAUGCCCUAAAGGAAAUUGGACCAACCAAUGGUCGGGGCGUGGUGGCGUUCGAUCCCGACGACAUUGCCAGCGAUACAUUACAACAAUGGCAUAAAUCGGGUGUCCGAGGAGUGAGAUUGAACUUCAAAUCCACAAACGAACCAUUCGACCCGGACGCUGUCAAGGAGACCUUGCGCAAGUAUGCGAGCAUCGUAAAACCGCUCGACUGGGUCAUUGAGCUGUUCAUCGACCUCGAGCAACUUCGCUUCCUAACCGACAUUAUACCUGACCUUGGCGUCAAGUUCUGUAUUGCUCAUUUCGGUGCUCCCGAUAUGAAACGCUGGGAGUCGUAUCCUUCAGAUGCAUCCAACGUGCCAGGCAUGCAGCAUUUGAUGGCGCUCUUGUCACAAGCCGACAACCUCUGGGUCAAGCUCUCUGGUCAUUAUCGCUAUGAUCUUUCCGUUGACGGCAUGGCUGGAACUGAAGCGAUAACCAAAACGUUGUUGAACACUGCAAAAGACAAGCUGGUUUUUGCAUCGGACUGGCCACACACACGCUUCGAGGGUUUAGACGUGAAGCCCUUUGUUUCCAGGUGCCUUGAUUGGACGGAAGAGCACGAUGCAAAGGAUUUGGUGUUUUGUGACAACGCAAAGCGCUUGUGGGAUUGUGCUUGA